AUGAAAGCUAGUCAAAUUUUCUAUAUAUCUGCCGCUCUAUUAACCUGGUUAUUGGAGGCCAGCUAUGUGAAAUUAACAAAUGCCGUUUGCGAGUCAUACAAUAAAUCUUGGGUUUUAAUCAACAAUUGCCGUCUAAAGGCUGUGGAACGUCGAAAGACGGUAUUAAACAUUAAUAUCACUCUCUUAUACCCAGCAAAUGAUAUACGACUGCAUAUUCAGUUAAUGAAAAAGGCAAAUGGAUAUAAACCAUGGCUGGUUAACUACACAAUUGAUGCCUGCCAGUUUAUGCGUAGACGUAAUCAUCCUGUGGUCAUCAUAUUCCACAAUCUCAUCAAAAAUGUAUCCACCGUCAAUCAUACCUGUCCCUAUCAGGGUGUACAGUUGUUAAAGGACUUUUAUCGUGUUGAUGAUUUACCACUAGCAAUGGUGGGAGGUGAGUACGUUUUGCUCUUAACAUGGAUAAUGAAUAAAAGAUCUCAAUUCAUGACAAAUGUCUAUUUUUCCUUCGAGGAGUGA
Molecule: messenger RNA, 516 nt
Organism: Drosophila willistoni
Lineage: Eukaryota; Metazoa; Arthropoda; Insecta; Diptera; Drosophilidae
Exons: 3
Coding region: 1-516 (171 amino acids)
Source: RefSeq, a predicted model, not a curated record